CACCAGCCCAGCCACGGCUGUACUUCUCUGCAGUUUCCGCGGGUGAUUUGCUAAUUUUCCUGUAGCUAAUGUCUUUCCCUCUUGGUUGUUAUCCUCAUUAUCGCAUUAAUAAACAAACUUGAUGCAGAUUUUGACACUGCAACUUCAAAUUCAAACAGUAGCUCGUCAGUUAGCUAGCUAAGCUAACCAAAUCGUGAGCAGGUAACGUUAACUUUAGCAAGCUCGGCUAACGUAAGUUAUCGGUCGUUAGAUUAAGUCAGGGUUAUGUUUAUAGUGUCUCUGUUCACGGAGGAUAAAAGAUACCGAUCCCAAUGUCUCUUAGUGCCGUUCACGGAACACUGUCGAGCCUGAAGUCAUGUCAGGCAGACCUCGGGACAGGGAUGGACAUAGUGACAGAUGUGGCUAUGGACCUGGCGGAAGCUCAGGAUGAAGAGAUGAACCCUGGCAUUAAAGAGAUGGAGGCCAUGAUUCUGGAGUGUGCCAAGCUGGACAGGGAGAUUAACUACUUUGUCGGAGUUGUGCAAAAAGUCACAGAGGAUACCGCACAGCAGCCAGAGGCCAUGUUCAGCCUGUCUGCCAAAGUGAAGGAGCAGUUCACAGAGGGAAUAGCCAGGCUCUCUGAUGCAGAUCUACAGAAUCACCAGAAAGUAGUGGCCUUCAAGGAGAGCAUCAAGAGUGCUCUCAACCAAGCCAACCAAGAGUCAGCACAGAACACGGAGGAACUCGAUGAGGACAUUGCUGUUACGCAGAGCCAAGUCAACUACAUCUGCCCACUCACACAGGAGGAAAUGGUGAACCCGAUGAAGAAUAAGAAGUGUAACCACCACUAUGAUGAAGGAGCCAUACUGGGCCUGAUCAAAACAAAACAAAGCCAGAAAAAGAAAUGCCGCUGUCCUGUGGUGGGCUGUGGGAACACAGAUGUGAAACAGUCAGAUUUGAUUCCUGACCAGAUGCUGAGGAGAAAGAUCCAGAGCCAAAAGAGAAACAGCAACCGGACGUAGUACGCUACAUUUUCCUUCAGCAUGAAAAACCAGUGCCUUUGUUAUUAUUUGUCUAUCAAGAAAGAAAUGUGUUAGUGGCAGAAUUUUGAAGACAGUUUCUUUCAUUAGUAUUAAUAUUGUUAACAUUUUGCCUGUGUUCGUGGAUUUUUUUUUCAAAGAGUUGUACCUCAGGACAACUCUACUAUCUGGUUGAAUUUGAAUUUUUUUUUUUUUUAAGUGAUGACUUGUUUUUAAUUUUUCAGAUGGAGCAUCUUUUCAUGGUACUCCAGUCCUGUUGAAUGUAAAUAAAAGCUGCAGCUUCCUUUCUCAUAAA
Plectropomus leopardus (leopard coralgrouper) is the source of this 1314-nucleotide messenger RNA. It is a transcript of the gene nsmce2, whose product is annotated as NSE2 SUMO ligase component of SMC5/6 complex. NCBI's taxonomy places the organism in Eukaryota, Metazoa, Chordata, Actinopteri, Perciformes, Serranidae. Gene Ontology annotation, cellular component: nucleus; Smc5-Smc6 complex. Gene Ontology annotation, molecular function: SUMO ligase activity; zinc ion binding. Gene Ontology annotation, biological process: double-strand break repair via homologous recombination; protein sumoylation. The record is from RefSeq and is a predicted model, not a curated record.